UCGCAGUCGGACCGGGCGCUCCGUGCUCCGCCAGCCGCCGGCGCCCGCUGCUCCAGCCAAACUUCCCGGGGCUCGGAGGGCGGGGGGGCGGCGGCGGCACGGGGGGGCCCGUGGAGCCCGGCAUCCCGCGACGCCUGCCCGCCCGCAGCCUGCCGAGCCCCCCGCGAGCUGCCGGAGCUGGGAGGGAAGAAGGGGGGGGCAAAGAAAAGAGUGACGAGGGAAGAGCAAUUCUAAUUUUUUUUUAAUUUUUUUUUUUAAGGAAAGAUUUAAAGGGAAUUUGGAAAGGGGGAACAAAAUUAGAGGAGAAAAAAAGUUUAAAAGUUAAAAGGAAAGGAGGAAAAAAACUUUUAAAAGAAAAAUUCAAGAGGGAGUUGUUUUUUUGGUUUUUUGUUUUGUUUUGUUUUGUUUUUUUUUAAGAGGAGGGAAAAAAUAAUUGAGGGAGAGAAAAAAAUAAUAAUUGCGAAGGGCUUGAUCCGGGAGAACAAUACUCGCCGGGAAAGUUGCUGCGCGGCGGGGAGGGAGCGGCGGGAGGAAAAUGCCGCAGCUGGGCAGCGGCGGCGGGGACGACCUGGGCGCCACGGACGAGAUGCUGGCCUUCAAGGACGAGGGCGAGCAGGAGGAGAAGAUCCCCGAGAACGCCUUCACCGAGCGCGACCUGGCCGACCUCAAGUCCUCGCUGGUGAACGAGUCCGAAGGCAGCGGCAGCCCGGCCGCCGCCGCCGCCGAUCCCGAGGCCCUCCGGCGAGUGCAGGAUCCGCAGAGGGUGUACCAGGAGAAGCUCCCGGACCACAUGGAUGAUGGUAUGAAACAUCAGGACCCAGGGAUGUAUAAAGGAUCUGCCUAUUCUGGUUACCCUUUCCUGAUGCUCUCAGAUCCGUAUCUGCCCAAUGGAUCUAUGUCACCUCUGUCCAACAAAGUUCCCGUCGUGCAGCCGUCGCACGGAGUGCACCCGCUCACCCCGCUCAUCCCGUACAGCAACGACCAUUUCAGCCACGGCUCCCACUCACCCCACUUGCCCGCUGACAUCAACCAGAAACAAGGAGUGCACCGUCCUUCCCAGACCUCAGACAUCCCUGGUUUCUACCCCCUGCCCCCCGGUGGAGUGGGCCAGAUCACGCCGUCGAUGGGAUGGCAGAGCCAGUCUGUCUAUCCGCUCCCGUCAUGUGGAUUUAGACAGCCAUAUUCGUCGGCGCUCUCUGCUGGGGCUUCUUUCUCCAGGUUCACUCACCCGCUGAUGCUGGGCUCUGGCAUGCACACCACUGGCAUCCCGCACCCCGCCAUCGUGCCCCACUCCGGCAAGCAAGAGAUGGAGCACUACGACCGAAACAUGAAACCUCAACCAGAACCAAAGAGAGAGAAGGAAGCCAAGAAGCCCACUAUUAAGAAGCCCCUGAACGCUUUCAUGUUGUAUAUGAAAGAAAUGCGGGCGAAAGUCAUCGCCGAGUGCACCCUGAAAGAGAGUGCUGCCAUCAACCAGAUCUUGGGAAGGAGGUGGCACGCGCUGUCCCGAGAGGAACAGGCCAAGUACUACGAACUGGCUCGCAAGGAACGGCAGCUCCACAUGCAGCUCUACCCCGGCUGGUCUGCCAGAGACAACUACGGGAAAAAGAAGAGACGAACACGGGAAAAGCAGCAAGAUUCCAGCUCGGAUCCUGCCUCUCCUAAGAAAUGCAGAGCUCGCUUUGGCCUCAACCAACAAACGGACUGGUGCGGCCCGUGCAGGAGGAAAAAGAAGUGCAUUCGGUACCUACAAGGAGAAGGACGCUGUGCCAGCCCAGUUUCUUCCGAUGGAAGUGCUAUAGACUCCCCUCCAUCCCCACCGGACGCACUCCGAUGCAUCCCCUCCGCCUUCCCGUCAGAGCAGCUCGCAGCCCCCGCCGACCCCGCGCACCGCGACCAGCCCGACCCCUGCCCCGUGUCCGCACACCUCCCGCCCGCCUCCGGCCCCUCCAGACCCGGCGCCCGGCGCUCCUCGGCGCCCGCCGCGCCCCCCGCCUACAGCCGCGCCUCCUCGGGGACAUAGUCCCUCGCCAGCCGCUGGCCACACCGGGCACUCCGCUCGCCCACUUGGUUCCGCUGCCCCCGGACGAGAGCCAGAGGCCCAGCCAAAUCCCCAUCUCACUGUAAAACAUGCAAAGUUUGGCGACAGGAUGACUUAAGGAUGAUGGAAAACUCAAUUGGUUGGGGUUUUUUGGAGGGGAGGGGUGAUAAACAUAGAAAAGCAAUUUCCAAAAAAAAGGUAAAAAAUAAGUACUUGCCAAAAUUUAAAGUGCUGAUGAGUAAACAAGCCUUUUGUCCCUGCCCUGUGAUGCUUUUUGUUUGUUUGUUUGGGGUUUUGUUUUGGUUUCUUUUUUACUGCAUUAUCUCAAAGUGUCGCAGAGAGCAGAGCCACAUCCCCAGCUUGCUGCUGUAGGUGGUAGGUGCUGUCAGUCUAACCCUGGCUCCCACUCCCUGCCCUCCGAGGUGCUUGAAAGUGUAGUCACUCACAGAUCUCCCAUAGCCCUUACAUCAAGGAGCUGGAAAAGCUGGAAUAGGAGAAUUUUUUAAAAGCCCGUAUGUCUGAAAAGGAAACGAAGCAAUGCUGGCGUUCUGAUCUGACCGGGUAAAAGAGAAAUUAAGUAUUUAAACUGAUGAGGUGAAUUUUUUUAACUUCUUGUUUGACAACAGGAAGAUGUUUGCAGGUAACAGGUCUCUGUGCAGACAUGUCCCAUUCCACGGUUGUACAGCAAGGCAGAGGAAAAGGGAGCACCAGCCAGGCAAAGGAGCCCGGACCAGCUGCUGGAAGGGCUGAUGGUUGCUCAGGACAUUGGUCAGGUGCAGGGUCUGCCCUGCUGUUAGGAAUUGUCCUCUGCAGAUGUGGAUGGUCAGAAAUCCCACCAGACACACUGGCCAAAGGCUCAGAAAUCAGUCUGUUGCUUUUGUAGGCUCUGAUCGAGCUCUGCACCUCCACACCAGCAAGCAGGGCAGGGCAUGUGGGGAGCCAGCAGCCCCGGCAGGCUAGCCAGUGGCCCAGGAUCACACUAGCCCAGGGCAGAGGACCACGCUGGCCAGUGGCCCAGGAUCACACUAGCCCAGGGCAGAGGACCACGCUGGCCAGUGGCCCAGGAUCACACUAGCCCAGGGCAGAGGACCACGCUGGCCCAGCGGGUCCUUCAGGAGAGGUGUGAGCUCUCCUGUGGCGGGGCAGUGUGGCAGCAGAGCAGACUCAGUGCCCUGCUCUGUAGGCAUCUGUCUGUACGUACCCUCGGCAAGAUAAGAACCCUCUUUUUCAUGAUUCAGUGUAGAACUUUUUAAAAAACCUUAUUCUAGCUUUUUCUAAAAGAUUCUCCCUCCACCCCACUGACAAUGCCAAAUGAUAAUGUAUUCUCUCCAGCUUUAAAAUGUUUACCACUUUCUGGUAUUGUAUUUAUAUUUUGAGUUUGAUAAACAAAAAACACUGUGGAUGGAUUAUGAUCUCCAUGAACUGAUGUAAAUCCCAAAUAAUUCCAAGUUCUGGAUUUACUUCAGGUUUACAGUCUUCUCAGAGACCACAGUCUAGUCCAGUGCAGACUUUUUUUCCUGUUUGAAAGAAAUCUAUUCCAGACUGCUGAAGAGAAAAAUGACACCACACAGAGGUAGAGGGGGCACUAUUUUUUUCCUACUUGAUAGAUGGAUUUUGGAGUACUGAAUACAAAUUAUGUAGUAAUAUUAUUGUAGAACUGCAAGAAAUUUAAGAUGACCUUUAUAAUGUACAAACUAUUUUUAUAUUUUUUUCUUAAUGCAAAAACAAAAACCAUAAUUUUUUACAUUGGAUUAAAUGUAACUUUUUAACCAAGUUUAUGCCUCAAAGAUUUAAAAAUUAAAAAAAAAAAAGCCAAACCUAACUAGUCUGUAGAGCAGCUUUGGGUUUAGUCCCUUUAUUUAGAUAGUUUUGCUUCUAGUAGUGUAGAUUUUUUAUUUCUGGUUUUAGUUUUGAAGAUCUAAACCUAUUUCUUUAUUCCUCUCCUGUAUAAAUGUAACUUCAGAAGCACUGACAGAAAGCUAUGUGCACAAACCUGACAAGUUUGCAAAGAGUUAUUUUGAAGUUUGAGAAUCAUUUUAACCCUUGGAGAAGUAGCAUUACCUGAUCCAAUGCCAACUGUACACUUUUGUACUGACUGCACUCAGAGGGUUAAUUACAUAGCACUAGAUCAAUAUGCAAUCUGCUCAUUUUAAAUUAUUUUAGCAAGCUUAGCCAACGUGUUCUGGUGCUGAACAGAGGAACUCAGUAGACUUGCUAGACCUUAUAUGGUCUCUUUAAUCAUUUGAUUUUCAAACAAACAAAAAAAUACAGCUUUAAAAAUAGCUGUGUCUCAGCUCAUCAUUUGUCACUCUGAGACCCUCUGCUGCAAGGUGCUGUAAGUGUCACCUACUGGAAACACCACAGAUGACAGACCAGCCACCAUAGCCUGGUGUACCCCAUACUGGGUGUAAGGCUCGUGUAACUCAACACCUGACUGCUAUUGUGUGGUUGGAUGACAGAUAGAACUUAGCAGCAAAGCAAAGGCAGGUAGAAAAGAAGCAGCUGAUGUGUAUAAAUAACACCAGAGGAAAUUUCAGGGAAAGUCCUGAUCAGUAUUAAACUGGCCGAGGCACCCAGACCAGCCCUCAUUCAUUUCACACCCUGGGACUUUCACCCACUUAUUUCAAGGCUCCUCUGGCCCCUCCAUGGUGUUGUGAGUCCCUGCCUCGACCAGCAAGAGGCUCAUCUGCAUUACAGCUGCCUCUCACCAUUGCUAUUCCAACUGACUCCUGCAAAAGCUCCUUAGUGACACCUAACACCCCCUCUCCAGGAGCCCCUCCCUGUGCCCCCGUGGCACAGAAGCAUUUUCAGAGCCCCAGAGCUGGAGCAGUCACACCCCCAGCGUUGUCUACAUGUGCUCUGCUCUAUACAUACAGGCCAGACCUUACCCUGUGCUUCCAGCUACUGCAGGAUAAACUCAGAAUACCCACUUGUGCUAUACUGCACUCAGUUUAUACUGGGGUACCUGAGAAAAUUUCAUUAUUUUUAUUCCAAAACACAGAAAAGAUACUGUUUGGCUGCCCCUUUCCAAGACAAAACAGCAUGACUGACUUCUGUUCUGUGGCCCCACGGCUGAUAACCAAUGCCAAAACAAAGUUACUACUACCAAAAAAAGUGUCUUUCAAACAGCAAUAUGAAGUGUUGCUAUUUUGUGUUAAUACUCUUUUUUAAUAAAAGGAAGACGUUGCCCUGAAGUUUUUAUCUCAACAAGAAUUUUUUGAGUUAUUUUACAGUAGUUUUAACUCUUCCUGAAAUACAUAUUUGAAUUCCUGAAAUCAGUCUGAAUGUAGAAGUCAUGGAAGUACCACUUCAUUAACAAGUAAAACCACUGUAUGUAUGUAGCAGGGAUAAAUGUUUUGCAGCUGUAUCUUCAUUUGUCCAAUGACUAUCCAUCAUUUGUUGUAAUUUUUUUACUUCACUGAGUUUGUAUUUUUUGGCUUUUAUGUUCAAAGUAUGUUUAUAGCUUUAUAAAUAAAGUAAUUGCCAGACUGGCUGUUCAAAAGA
This is a messenger RNA of Vidua macroura (Pin-tailed whydah), 5545 nucleotides long. RefSeq names its product transcription factor 7 (gene TCF7). Gene Ontology annotation, biological process: regulation of transcription by RNA polymerase II; canonical Wnt signaling pathway. The transcript is spliced from 12 exons. Gene Ontology annotation, molecular function: RNA polymerase II cis-regulatory region sequence-specific DNA binding; DNA-binding transcription factor activity, RNA polymerase II-specific. The record is from RefSeq and is a predicted model, not a curated record. Gene Ontology annotation, cellular component: beta-catenin-TCF complex. Lineage: Eukaryota; Metazoa; Chordata; Aves; Passeriformes; Viduidae. Bases 536 to 2023 code for a protein of 495 amino acids.